This is a messenger RNA of Caenorhabditis elegans, 1815 nucleotides long. It is a transcript of the gene C30B5.6, whose product is annotated as Mucin-5AC. The transcript is spliced from 7 exons. Lineage: Eukaryota; Metazoa; Nematoda; Chromadorea; Rhabditida; Rhabditidae. The record is from RefSeq and is marked reviewed. The coding region runs from base 1 to 1644 and encodes 547 amino acids.
AUGAGCGUUUCAACGGCUUUUCUCUUACUUUUAUGGUCAUCAAUUGCGGGAUCAUUGCCUCUGGCACCCGCAUCUCCCGAUUUCAAAGCCGACUUUUCAAAACUUCUUAAAGAGGCACAUCAAACAGAUUUGAUGCCUGUGGUCGAAGAAGAUGAGCUUCAAAGUUUACGGCAUAACGGGUUUCAGGAACAGUUACAUCAUCUGAGACAAAAAACAGUUGGAAGGAAUUCAGCGACAAUUACAGAGGAAAUGGCUAGAAUUCGAAAUUCCAUUGAGGAUAUUUCUGAAUUUUCAUUGGAUUCAAAUGAAGUUGAUGAGGCAAUUAAUGAUAUAACUGUUCCAUAUGGAACAAAAAUGAAGAAAAGUAGCAAAUUUGCUGAGCUUUCUGAAAUUCAUAAUACCGAUUCAUCGAACAAAGCUCUGCCUCCGUUUGCAUUUUCUGAAGAUCAACAAGAAUCGGUUGAUGUUGUUGAAAAAGUUGAAGCUGUGCCUCCAACAACAACUACGACAAAACUAACUACAUUACCUUCUACAACUCAAUCUACAACCACUAGAACUACAACACAACCAUCAACAAUUGUUUCAACGAGACAAAAAUAUGUAAACGUGGAUGGUGAUAUUUAUGUUCCAGGAAAAACUGUCAUUUCGGUAUCGUCAACUCCGAUAGUAGAUAGAACUGGGACAACUACUCCAGUUUCAAUUGAAAUUUCAACCACUACGUUGCCACCAAUGACAGAAAUUUUUACAACAAAAUACAGCACAUUGUCAACAUCGUACACUCACACUCCGUCACCACAUAUAUUCUCAUCUUCAACUGUUCGUCUACCAAUUGCAAUUCCAAUACCUACAAAAUUACCUGAAAUAAUGUUCACAACUCCAAGACCAUAUCGUGGUCCAUUUAUAACUGAAUUCACAAUUGAACCAAAACGAAGUGAAGGUCGUACAUCGUUGAGAGACCGAAUUCGAUCGACCAGUCAACUUCUAAAUCUUUUGGGUGAUAAAAUUGGAGGAAUUGAUCAGAAAGCAGCAGGAAAUCGUGCAGAACCAAAAACUGGAGUUCUUACGAAUAUCUACGAUCAGGGAGUAAUUAAGAAAAGAAAUUUAAAAACAAAACAAUGGGGAAUUGCUGGUGAAGAUCCCCAAGGAGUUCAAACGUAUGACGGUCAGUUCAGUGGAAUGGCUUAUGGUGCAACAAAGCAACGAGGUGGCGGAUAUUCAAUGAGAAAAAGAAUGGGAAAACGACCAUGGCAAAAAAGAGGAUAUAAAUCUCGAAGACUCGGUGAUAAACGACCAGAAUACAUGAGGCCAUCAACGUUUGUUGAAAAGAGAACCACAGAUGUUUCAGUCCCAUUUGGUAGUCACUGGAGAGAAGAAUGGGUACGAGGAGUAAAAUUGUCUGAAAGAAGAAAUGCAGUUCGAAAUGUUAGUGAAAAUCAGAAGAACGUUGCACAGGCACUUUUAGAAUCAGAAGAAGCUUCGAUGAGGCAACUCAAAAAGACAUUGAGGAAAAUAAGAGAAGUUGUGAAAAUUAAGACAUCUUCUACAACAGCUGAUGUAACAACAACCAAUAAACCCAAAACAGUUAAAAAACAUCGUAUUGAUUCAGAGUACUAUAGCGGUGCAUUCCAACUUAAACGGCUAUAAGAAUCUCAGAAAUUAUUUGUUUUUAAUUUUCAGUUUUUUCUUGUUAAUUAAUUAAUUUAUUUGUAAAUAUAGUUCAAUUUUCCAGAUAUUUCAUUCCCUCUCUCUCUUGUUUCUCUCUGUCUCUCUUCCCUUCCCAUUGAUUCCUUUCUUUUAAUAAAAUGUUUAUUCCCU